AUGCCGACGCGAAAUCCAUCUACACUGACGGCUUCCCCACCGGAAGAGCCCAACGAGCGGGCGCCCCUAUUAGGGGGGCAUGAUUCUGGUUAUGACGACCAUCCCAAGGCUACAUCUUUUCCCCAUCGUCGUCUCUUGCUCCUUGUGUGCCUUUCUGUUGUGGCUGCUGACUUCGGCAACUAUCUUGGCUAUGCCCCUCAUAUCGAAAUCCUUGAAUCGAUUAUCUGUCGCCAGGCUCGAGGCAGCGACUUGUUUGGGGUAGAUGACAACUGCAAGUCGCCUCAAGUCCAAGGAGAAUUAGCCCUGAUAAAUGGAUGGAAAGACACAUUUGACCAGCUACCAGGAAUCUUCCUUGCGCUUCCUUAUGGGUUUGCUGCGGAUAGAAUAGGGCGUAAGCCUAUUCUGGCACUCAGCUUGACUGGACUGAUUCUCGAAGAAAUCGCCACCCGAUUAAUCUUUUUUUUCAACGCCGUCUUGCCGCUGCGGUUAAUUUGGAUGGCGCCCGCUUUUCAAAUCAUCGGCGGCGGACCGCAAAUAGCGACCGCUAUGGCCUAUGCUAUAGUGACCGAUAUGGUACCAAGCCAUCAAAGGGCAUCUGUGUUCUUCGUCCUGUCUGCUGCGACUUUACUAGGCGAAAUUAUUGGUACUCCAGUUGCUGCUUUCCUAAUGUCGUGGAGCCCAUGGAUCCCUUCGCUGUUGGGUCUGUUCUUUAUGUCCUUGGGGUUGCUCGGAACCGCUUUUAUCUCUGAUAUACCUUUCAAAUCAUCGCGAGGCAACAACCAACAGGAUCUGGAGGAGGAAGAGGGAGAGGGCGAGGGACAAAAUUCCACCUUGGUGCACGACCCACGUUGGAAAAGUGCCAUACUCCGGCAGUGGAAUCACCUUCGAAACAAUUACAUGGCAUCCUGGAGCGUCAACCUUUUCUACACUGUCGGUGCAUUUUUACUUGCAAGUAUCGGUCGCCAAGCGCUACAGCUUAUUGUUCAAUAUGCCUCAACCCGCUUUUCUUGGAGCAUUGCCCGCGCCAGUUCACUCAUCACGCUGAAGGGCAUUAUAAAUCUCGUCACUUUAUUGAUCAUUCUCCCUUGGCUUUCCAACUGGCUAAAUGAACAUUUACUUCUUUCGCCUGCCGCCAAGGACCUCCGUAUCGUCCAAGGCAGUGUGUGGAUUUUAACUCUGGGUUCGGCCAUCAUGGCCAUUUCCACCCAUCCGGCCGUAUUCAUAGUCGGUGUCAGCUUUCUCGCACUCGGAUGGGGUUUCUACUCGGCCCUGCGAAGUCUAGCCAUGGAAAUGGUAUCGCCGUCGCAAGUGGGUAUUGUAAAUACGGCGAUUGGGUUCGCCCAAAGUAUCGGUUCUAUGGUCUCAGGGCCCAUUCUAGCUGCCGCAUUCCGGCAGGGCCUGCAGGAGGAUGGAAUUUGGGUAGGACUACCCUAUAUGGUUGCGGCUGGUCUAUUCUUUCUAUCCGGCUGCUUGACAGGUUGUCUUCAAAUUGCGCCGGGGAGAAGUGGCGCUUAA
This is a messenger RNA of Penicillium expansum, 1515 nucleotides long. RefSeq names its product MFS transporter. Gene Ontology annotation, cellular component: membrane. NCBI's taxonomy places the organism in Eukaryota, Fungi, Ascomycota, Eurotiomycetes, Eurotiales, Aspergillaceae. Gene Ontology annotation, biological process: transmembrane transport. Gene Ontology annotation, molecular function: transmembrane transporter activity. Bases 1 to 1515 code for a protein of 504 amino acids. The record is from RefSeq and is a predicted model, not a curated record. The transcript is spliced from 2 exons.